This is a messenger RNA of Prunus armeniaca (apricot), 3723 nucleotides long. NCBI's taxonomy places the organism in Eukaryota, Viridiplantae, Streptophyta, Magnoliopsida, Rosales, Rosaceae. The record is from the annotation of a GenBank genome assembly.
AUGCAAGCAGACAGCCGCGGGAGUCUAGAUGGCAAGGCACCCUUGCCUUGUCCUUUCCAAGAACCAAUGAUAGCACCCAAGCACAUGCAAGAUGGCUCAACGGCAGUAGCUGAGCGGUUGGAAACAGUUAAUUUAAGUGAUGACCCCUCUGCCCCAAGACCCAUCUCUGUCAGUGUUCAUUUAACGGGGGAAGAAAGGGAAGCUUUGGUGUCGUUAUUGAAGGAAUUUCGAGAUGUGUUUGCUUGGAGUUAUGAAGAGAUGCCCGGCCUUAAUCCAAACUUGGUGAGUCAUACGCUGAAUAUUGAGCUCGGUGCAAGACCUGUUGUACAACCACGAAGGAAUUUUCAUCCUGAAAUUGAGAAACAAAUCAAGGUGGAAGUUGAAAAGCUGCUAGCCGCUGGAUUCAUCAAGCCAAUCAAACACCCGACAUGGCUAGCAAAUAUCGUACCCGUGAAGAAGAAAACUGGGGUAAUCAGAAUAUGCACAGACUAUCGUGAUCUCAAUCGAGCCUGCCCAAAAGAUGAAUUCCCGCUGCCCAACAUGGAUAUCUUGAUUGAUUCAACCUCGGGUCAAGGCAUGCUAUCCUUCAUGGACGGAUUUAGUGGCUAUAAUCAAAUCAAGAUGUCUCCCAAGGAUGCCGAGAAAACAGCCUUUCGAACACCUUAUGGAAAUUUCUACUACACGGUCAUGCCAUUUGGUCUCAAGAAUGCCGGUGCUACCUACCAACGGGCCAUGACGGCAGUGUUUCAUGAUAUGAUGGGAAAAGAGGUGGAAGACUAUGUGGAUGACCUCGUAGUAAAAUCCAAAACCAGAGAAAGUCAUCAGGGAGUUCUGAGGCGGGUGCUGGAAAGGUGCCGGCUGUAUGGGUUAAAAAUGAACCCAAAGAAAUGCGCAUUCGGAGUCUCAUCUGGCAAGUUCCUGGGCUUUCAGGUACACCAGCGUGGUAUAGAUGUGGAUUCUGAGAAAACCAAAGCCAUAUGCUCUCUUGCACCACCUAAGAAUCCAAAGGAGUUGAAAAGUUUUAUGGGAAGAUUGUCAUACAUUCGGCGUUUUAUUCCAGGCCUUGCUGCAAUGAUGAGUGUUUUCACUCCUCUCCUUAAAAAAGGGAAGCCAUAUAUAUGGAGCCAGGGAUGCCAAGAAGCUUACCAACGGGUACAACAACUGAUCACCAAGCUGCCCACGAUGAGGGCACCUAUUCCAGGACUUCCACUCAAGCUUUACUUGGCUGCGACAAAUGCUGCGGUUGGAGCUUUGCUUGCGCAGGAUGGCCAUGACGGGGAGGAAAGCCCCGUUUAUUAUGUAAGCCGACAACUGAGAGGAGCUGAGGCAAGGUACCCAAAAACGGAACUCUUAUGCCUUGCUCUUGUCUAUGCUGCGCAGCGCUUGCGACACUACUUCCUUGCUCACAAGUUACAACUCAUAGUAAAGUCCGAUCCCGUAAGAUAUCUGCUCACAAGGCCGGUAUUAUCCGGUCGUCUCGCACGUUGGUUAUUGCAGCUUUCCGAAUUUGAUAUCAUAUGCACAACUCCUAAGGCCAUCAAGGGACAAGCUGUGAUUGACAUGCUAGCUCUAUUCCCCGAAGUAGAAGGAUCAACCCUUUCCAAGGAAGUCCUGGGAGAGCUGCCGGAAAUGGUUGCUACUGUUACAGAGGAGGAACCAUGGACCCUCUACUUUGAUGGGUCUUCCACAUCAAAAGGUGGAGGGGCAGGUGUUGUGCUCAUUAAUCCCUAUGGGCAAGCUACGGCUCUCUCAUUCAAGCUAGACUUUCCAUGCACGAAUAACGUGGCAGAAUACGAAGCUUUUAUUGUGGGAUUGUCCACAGCAAGAGAAAUGGGCGCAGAAAAGGUGAAGAUCAUCGGCGAUUCGAACCUGGUACUAAGUCAAUUGCAAGGAAGCUUUGCGGUGAAGGAAGCAACCUUGGCACCAUAUCGGACAGCUGCUGAAAGGCUCAUUAAUUCCUUCAAGCAAAUCGUGAUGGAGCACAUUCCAGGAGCCACCAAUAGGUACGCUGAUGCUUUGGCCACAUUGGGAUCGAAGCUCUCAUUUGUGCAAGAACAGCCCAACAUCACCGUGAUAAGGAGAAGCACACCAGUGGUCGAAGCAAUGGCCCAAGGGGACCUGCUGGAAGAGGAUGAUUGGAGAAAGCCACUGAAGAAAAAAUUAGGUGAAGAGAGCAGCAUUAAAGACUUGAAAGACUAUGUGACUAUCUUUGGGGAACUCUACAGACGUCUUCCGGGAGGUGUUCUGACCCGGUGUGUUGGGAUGGCAGAAGCAAGAAGGAGGUUGCAAGAGGUACACGAUGCCACUUGCGGCUUGGAACCAGUAAUCAGCCUGUACCGGCGCUUGCAACGCAAAGGUUAUUAUUGGCCAGAGAUGAAGAAGCAAGCAGCUGAACUACAAUCCGAUUGUCCCACCUGUUCUACGAUACCCUCUACAGAGGAGUCAUUCACUGUUUCAUUUGCAGAAGAUUGGCGGGCUCCAUACUUGGCAUUCUUUGUUGGAGGAACUCUGCCGACCAACCCCAAGCUUGCCUAUAAGCUCAAAAAGACCAUGAAGAGGUAUUUUGUUGAUGGGUCAACUCUCUAUCGGAAGGGGUUUAAUGGUGAGCCAUUAAAAUGCUUGGGAGAAUCAGAGGCACGUCAAGCCAUGCAAGAGAUACAUGCUGGAGAGUGCGGAGAGCACCAAGGAAUGAAGAAGCUUCACCGGCAGCUACUAAGCAUUGGGUAUUAUUGGCCUACCAUGAAGAAGGAUGCACAUGACUUUGUUAAGAAAUGCCACACAUGCCAAAUCUAUGCUAAUCUAAGCCACAAACCUCCUACAUUGCUGCAAGACAUGCGCACUCCCUGGCCUUUCCAUACUUGGGGGCUUGAUUUAAUUGGGACAAUCCAUCCCCCUUCCGAUGGCUACAUAUGGAUCCUCACCGCUACGGAGUAUUUCACGAAAUGGGUUGAGGCAAUUCCCCUUCGAAAGGCCACAGGAGCUGCUGUCUCGAAUUUCAUUCGGGAAUACAUUGUGUGUAGGUUCGGAAUCCCAUACAAGAUGGUCACCGACAAUGGCACACCUUUUGUUAACAAGCAAGUGAGUUCAACCCUUAGUGGGUACGGUAUCAAGCAUCGUCGCUCUACGCCUUAUUACCCGCAGGGAAACGGUCAAGCAGAAGCUACCAAUAAGACGAUAUUGAGGAUUCUAAGCAAGAUGGUAUAUGAGUAUCAAGAAGGCUGGAGUGUUCACCUGCCGGAUGCUUUGUGGGCUUAUCGCACCUCACCAAGGAGCGCUACAGGUUUUUCACCUUACUCACUUGUGUACGGAUCUGAGGCUAUUUCACCCGUGGAAAUCACCAUCCCGACAGCCAGGAUAGCAGCUGUCAAUGAUCUUGAAUGGGAUGCAAAGACAUGCUCAGAUUGGCGUUUGCUAGAUCUCGAAGCAGUUGAUGAGAAAAGGAUGGAAGCUGAAAGAAGGAUGGCACUUUACAACAAGACUGUUGCCCAAGCCUAUAACAGGACCGUUAAGCCUCAAGCCUUCAAGCAAGGAGAUCUCGUGCUAAAAGUCGUUGAACAUGUGAGAAGGCAAAUGUCAGGACCUUCCAAAUUUGCCCCACAAUGGGAGGGUCCAUUCGCAGUCAAGGAGGUACACAGCAGCGGUUAUUAUCGCUUGAUCUCUGUCAAGGAAGGCAUGCUAAUGGAUCCCAUCAAUGGAAAAUGGCUCAAGCCCUACUACUGCUAA